GGACGGUAUUGACUGCAGCUGGAUAAUAAACGGCGUUAUUUGUCCUCAUACGUGUGAAGUUUGAUAAGCAUCUUACCUUUUGUGUCAAUCGAUUUUGUUUAUCAGGGUAUUGCGCUAGACGGAAGUCAUCCAUUGUACUUGUAUGGUUAUGGAGGAUUUAACAUCUCGAUCACUCCCGCCUUUAGUGUUUCACGAAUUGUGUUUAUGAGACAUCUCGGGGGAAUCAUCGCUGUGCCAAACUUGAGGGGUGGAGGUGAAUAUGGUGAAACAUGGCACCAAGCGGGCUGCUUUGGCAACAAACAGAAUGUGUUUGAUGACUUUCAGUACGCGGCGAUAUACCUUACCCAACAGAAAUACACGUCACCAGAAAAGAUAACAAUCUGCGGUGGAUCUAAUGGCGGCCUUCUGGUGGGUGCUUGUAUCAACCAAAGACCAGAUCUGUUUGGCUGUGCCGUUUCACAAGUACCAGUUAUGGACAUGCUGAAGUUUCACAAAUUCACCAUCGGCCAUGCGUGGACAACAGAUUUUGGAUCUCCCGAUAAGAAGGAGGAUUUUGAAUGGCUAAUUAAAUAUUCUCCUCUGCACAACAUUAAGAUUCCUGAAAACGGCGCUCAAUACCCCUCACUACUACUGUUGACCGCUGACCAUGAUGACCGUGUAGUUCCGCUACAUUCUCUGAAAUACAUUGCACAGUUGCAGCAUUGUGUGGGCAGUUAUGAAAAACAGACAAACCCACUGUUAAUCAGAGUUGACACAGAAGCUGGACACGGAUUCGGAAAGCCUACAGCCAAGAUUAUUGAAGAAUACUCCGACAUCUACGCCUUCAUCGCACGCAAUCUUAACCUCCAGUGGCAUGACUGACAACACGACAACAUGAUCUCGAGAGGAGUAAUGUUCAUUUGAACAAAGAGAGUUUCAACAAACUGUAUCAUGAAAACCAAAUAACUAUCCUAUUUAUUAAUGCUUUUGUUUAUUUUUGUCAUCUUGCAAAGAUUUUGUAUUUUUGUUUUGAUAUAAUCUUGGAGUAAUACUCACAAAUUAAAUAUCUCUUACGACUUUA
Messenger RNA from Orbicella faveolata, 1060 nucleotides. Its product is annotated as prolyl endopeptidase-like. Gene Ontology annotation, cellular component: cytosol. The record is from RefSeq and is a predicted model, not a curated record. Lineage: Eukaryota; Metazoa; Cnidaria; Anthozoa; Scleractinia; Merulinidae. Gene Ontology annotation, molecular function: oligopeptidase activity; serine-type endopeptidase activity. Gene Ontology annotation, biological process: proteolysis.